Messenger RNA from Coprinopsis cinerea okayama7#130, 2379 nucleotides. RefSeq lists its product as hypothetical. Lineage: Eukaryota; Fungi; Basidiomycota; Agaricomycetes; Agaricales; Psathyrellaceae. Gene Ontology annotation, cellular component: Ino80 complex. The coding region runs from base 1 to 2379 and encodes 792 amino acids. The record is from RefSeq and is a predicted model, not a curated record. The transcript is spliced from 4 exons. Gene Ontology annotation, biological process: chromatin remodeling.
AUGUCAACCCGCCGCCUAACCCGCUCAACCCGCAACGCCGCCUCCUCCUCCAACACCACCUCCACCGGCGCUGCGACGACUACCACAAACCCCGAACCACCAACCCCCCGCCGCCUCUCACGCGCCGCCGCCGCACGGGCUGCUAAAAACAUAGAUAUGCAGAUGGAGUCUUCCUCCUCCGAAGAGGAAGAGGACGACGAUGAGGAUGCCGAGGAAGACGCCGAAGGAGAAGGAGAAGAUGGAGAGGGAGAAGGGGAGGAGGAUAUGGACGUUGACACGCCCUCACCUGUCAAAUCCAAGGCCAGGGGCAAGGGCAAAGCUCCCGCAACUACGACUGCGGCUACCAAGGGAGGAGCUAGCAAGACUACCAGUGUCGUGGAAGAGGAUGAGGAAGACGAACCGGACGAACAGCCGCGCGUCGCGAGUCAGCAGCAGGGUCGGAGGGCCGCUGCGCGCGCGCGGAACGUGGUGGUUGAUAACGACGAGGAGGACGAGGAGGAUGCUGAAGACGAGGGAGAUGCGGAAGGAGAGAGCGAGAUUGAUGUCGAAGAGGAGGAGGAUCAAAUCGAGUCUGACGAACCGACUACAAAACCUAAGCGCUCUACUCGUCGUACGACCACCGCUACGCCCUCCAAAUCGCGUAAAGGCAAAGCCAACGCUGCUUCAGGGUCUGCGUCUGCACCAGGCCUCAAGAUCGUGUUGAAACUCAACACCAACACCGCAGUCUCCUCCAACAACAGCUCUACUUCCGGUACACCCCUCCCCGACGACCCCGACAACGAUAACGACGAGCUAGACGCAGACGGGGAACCCAUCGACGUCGAGGAGAUCGACGAGCUCGAACCUCCACCUCCGACUGCGAAAGGUCGAAAAGGUGGUGCGAGAACUACCAAAGGAGGGAAGAAAGCGUCGACCGGAGGAGCGCGCGUUGUGCAGAAGAAAGCCGCCACACGUACCCGCAAAGGCGCGAUCCAACGCGUCCAAUCCACGCACUCCCAAUCCCUCUCCCUCUCCGCCUCACACUCGCCCUCCCAAUCCUCCCUCGCCUCUUCACCCACCUCGACACCGCACACCUCCGACUCUGAAUCCUCAGACGAAGUCAUACCCGGCUCCGCAUCUGCCAGUGGCGGACGCACGAGGCCAUUAACGACUAGACAAGCGGUGUUGGCUAGUAUGGUCGAUUCGAGCCAUGUUUCGUUGAGUGAGAGCACGGGUAGGUCGAGGAAGCAGCCGUUGAGUGAGAUGGAGCUUGCGUUGAGACGGGAGGAGACGGCGAGGAAGAGGAAGAAUUUGAGUGAGAAGAAGUUGGAGGAUGAGAAGGCAGAAACAAUCAACAGACUCCUCAAAAAACAAACUCGUCCACGCGCGCGGAGGGCAGGGUCCGCUUUGGACUCCCCCGUUGGCGGUGCGUCUACGCCUCGUGGAGGUGGGAGGUUUGGAUCGAGGUUGAAGAAAGACGAUGGAGAUGAGGAAGGUGCGGAAGGCGAGAACGAGGGUGAGGAAGGAGAGGAUGAGGAGGGGUACUUUGAGGAGGAGAGGCCGAAACCUACGAUGUUUAGGUGGGUUUCGAGGGUUGUUGAAGUGGAGAUACCUGAUGGCGGGGAGGAAAUUGAAGGAGGGGAAGGGAAGAGUGGAACCGCGAAGGAGAAGGUUGGAGACGCGAGGGAGAAGAAGGAUGGAGAGGCUGGCAAGAACGAUGAAUCGACGAAGGAUGAUGGUGAUGCUGUGAUGAAGGAUGGGGAGGGCGGUGUUGCGCCUACCGCUGGGCCGGAUGCGACGACGACGGGUACCACCGCUCCUGCUACGAUGACGACCGAUAGUACCACUCCUGCGACGACGACCACGACGGACCCCACUUCCACUUCUACGACCGAAGGAGGAAAGAACGAGGGCGAAGGGGACAAGAUGGCCGUUGACGAACCUAACCCCGCUCCAAAGAAGAGGGUGGAGAAGAGGAUGGUGAUUAUGUUUGCUGUUCCGGAGUCUGUUUUCCCUCCGCCGGCUGCUACUCCUGCGACUGCGACUGUGACGGAGGCGACUAUGGAAGGGAGUAGGGACGGGGAAGGAGGAGGGGGAGGAGGGGAUAAGAUGGACGUUGAUCCGCCUUCUGUGACUGCCGGUGCUCAGCCAUCAAGUCAAACCCUUGCAUCGAUGCAGCCUCCAACAAUGACGACUCAACCUCCCUCCUCGACUCAACAGUCCUCGAAAACAUCUGCUCCCUCUCCAGCCACCGAUCCACUGAAAGUCCCAGGCCGGGGCCCAGGCCCGUGCGCCAUACCCGGGUGCGGGCUCAUGCGGAAGUAUAGGCUUGUGAGGGAUUGGACUAUCGGGGCGUGUGGGGUUGAGCAUUUGAGGGUUUUGGAGGGGCGGGUUGGGUAA